Protopolystoma xenopodis is the source of this 393-nucleotide messenger RNA. NCBI's taxonomy places the organism in Eukaryota, Metazoa, Platyhelminthes, Monogenea, Polystomatidea, Polystomatidae. The record is from the annotation of a GenBank genome assembly.
AUGGGACUAGUUGGUGUGAGCAAAAAGGGUCGAGACGAGAACAGGACCACAAUUCAAGACCUACCCUGGUUUCGAUUCGUGCACCUGGCCAGGCCUUCUUUGCUGUGGUCGAGAUUAUCUCUCAAAUUGUUCGAGAUGUCUACCUCAUUGGCGCCAACGGCAAUUGACAUGGGACCUUUAGGUGCAUCUUCUGUCAAGGCCCUUUUUAACCGGUAUCACUGGUAUGAGAUUCACUGCUUGCUUGCAGCAACCUCGAUAGUCUCCACCCUGACUCUCGCCAUUCCAAGCAGCUCUGGUGAGGACAGUUUGCGCAUCUGCCACCUUCCUUGUGUGAAUGUGGUGUGUCCGAGAAUUCGGCAGCCUGGCAGGAAACCAUGUGGAGGAAGAGCUUAA